Messenger RNA from Platichthys flesus (European flounder), 2688 nucleotides. RefSeq names its product dematin actin binding protein (gene dmtn). Gene Ontology annotation, biological process: lamellipodium assembly; actin filament bundle assembly; cytoskeleton organization. Gene Ontology annotation, molecular function: actin filament binding. NCBI's taxonomy places the organism in Eukaryota, Metazoa, Chordata, Actinopteri, Pleuronectiformes, Pleuronectidae. The record is from RefSeq and is a predicted model, not a curated record. Gene Ontology annotation, cellular component: plasma membrane; actin cytoskeleton.
UAUUAUCAUAACAUCUUCAGAGCUGCAGUUAAACGUCACUGACAAUUUUUUGUCUCCUGAAAAUAAAAGAUUCGAUCAUGAUUCAGAGAUCUGACGUCACAAUAACAGAGGUGAUUCUUUUAAACGAGGAGUGGUCACCGAGCAACAGGAAACCCUCCUCCUCCUCCUCUUCCUCAUCAUCAUCUUCAUCCUGGAGGGUGGGGGUCACAGCAGCUCCAUCACUAACACCUCCUCCUCUUCCUCCUCCUCCUCCUCCUCCUCAUCUCUCCUCCAGCCUGAAAGCUGAGAUUCCUCCUGCGCUGUUCACAGAUCUCUGUCUCCAGCUGGUUGAAGCUGAGCAGGAGAAGGUUCCUCUCCAGACAUGCAGAAGGUGGAGGGACGGGGCCCCCCGGUCAACCUGCCCUCCUCACGGGGCCCGAGCACCCCGGGGUCUCCGGCCACCGGCAUCAUGACCCGGGUCAAGGACCAGGUGGUGGGCUACAGGGACCUGGCCGCUCUGCCCAGGGACAAGACCAUCCUGCAGGUGGAGAGACCCGACCUCAUGACCUACGAGCCGCACCUGAGCUUCUCACCACUGGACCUGCUGCGCAGAGAGCGUUCCCUCUCUCCCCCCCCCACGUCUCCGACCAUGUCUCCUGAGGUGAAGGCUCGCAGAGCAGAGAGUGACAGCGGGUCUCCAGGAGGAUCCUCGUUGCAGCUCAACACCGGACGGAAGAUCAGCGCCAGUCUGCAGCAUUUCCACAGACCAGAUAAUGGAACCAAUAUCUACAGGAAACCUCCGAUCUACAAACACGAUGCUGCCAAGCCUCUGGAGGGCAGCGGCGUGAUUCGCUCGGCCAUGUUUCCAGCGGCUCAGCCUCCAGAUCCCAACCAGCCGUCCAAGAUAGAGACAGAGUUCUGGCCCUGCCCGCCGUCACUGGCCGCCAUGGAGAUCGAGAGGAGGAAGAAGAAGCAGCCGGAGGAGGAGGAUGAGUUUGUGGAUCUGACAGAAGAAGCCCGGACGCUGCAGGAGCAGGAGCUGGAGAAGAUCAAGUCCAACCUGGGUCGUCUGAUCCUGAAGGAGGAGAAGGAAAAGGGCCUUAGUUUCCGGAGGAAGACUCAGUCGCUUCCUGACAGAACACACAUGCACACCAGUUUGUCGGUGACUGCAUCAAGGUCUCCGUCACACUCAGGAGCCGGUUUGACCAGAAUGCAGUCAGCAGAGUUCUCCACAGACGGAGACCAAGCAGCUUCAGGGGUGUGUGGCGCCCCCCUGAGGACCAGACGCAGAUGACCCUUUACUCUGACUAACCUGAUGCACUGACACUCGUUACCUGUGCUGCACUUAUAAUCACCACUGCUUGCAAAUCACUCUCAUUACGUGUCCACCCACACCUUCAUCUUCAUCAUCUUCAUCUUCAUCACACAGGGUCUGGUUCCUCAGAGUUUAACCUGCAGACGUCAGAUUAGCAUGUUAGCAUGUUAGCUCAGGUGUUCUGGUAUCAUGAAGCUGGUUACCGAGGCAGCCGACCAAUCAGAUCACUGGAAUCAUAACUGCUGACUUAAUCGGUCCCUACUGAUGUCACUUCCUGUCAUGUCCUUUGGCUCCACAUUAAAAGCAUCAUGUGAGCGUCUGUUGUCGAGAACACGCUCAGAACGGAGCUCAUUCAUUGGUCGUCUCUUCUCCUGCGUGAUGUCACAUCUCUGCCGUUUCAUUUGAUGGUGACGUUUUAUAAAGAGCGUGUCGGUCCAGACUUUUAUUCUGAAACAGCUUUUAAUCCUGUUACUUCCUGAAAUGUAUUAUUUUCAGGUUUCAGAAAAAAACUAAUAACAAAUGUUCUUUAUGUUUUGCCAACAAAACAACUCGGGUCCAGUUUCAGAGAAAAGUUACGUUGACAAACUGCUGCUGAGCUUACAGUGCGAUACUGCCCCCCAGAGGCCAUGGGCUGAAUUGCAACAACUCUUCCGAGAGCCACAGGAAACACGAUGUAGCACGAGAACAUUUAUCCGUGGCUCCUCCUCAAGAGAAGCAGUUCACUGACUGAACGUUUCUCAGCUGUUUGUUCUGGAGACGAACACCUGAACAGAACCAGCUCCAUGACACCAGGACCCUGAACAGAACCAGCUCCAUGACACCAGGACCCUGAACAGAACCAGCUCCAUGACACCAGGACCCCGAACAGAACCAGCUCCAUGACACCAGGACCCCGAACAGAACCCGACUCUGACGACAGUUGUUUAAUGUCAUAAUGUCACAUAUUCAACAUGUAACUUAAUUAUAAAAUAUAUUUAUUACCUGUAGCUUUAUUUGAUGAUUGUAAAUUUUACUGCCACACGUGAACUAUGUUGAAAAUAUUGUUUUUGGUAUACAGUUGUUUUUAUUUAAUGAAAUGACAUCACCACUCACUUAACUGGCCACCGACAUUUCCCUCUGAUCUCAUGGCAACAUGUCAGAGGAGAACUUGGUACUAAUCAACGUGUCUGUGUUGGAUCGUGUGUCGACGCCUUCAUAACAUUCUGUCUGUUUCUAAUCACAGGAAUUCAAAUAAUAAUAAAAUAAAUCUGAAGUAAUAUCAAACAUCUCCUGGUUUCUGAUCCUUUCCACCACAGAGACGCCGUUCACACCCGAGAUCCACAUCCGCCCUGAGCUCUGUUCACACCUGACAUUAAAAAGACUUCAUCAGGAACCUUAGAGGUCAGAGGUCGUCA